AUGGGGAUCAUGCACUUCCUGAAGACUCGGACUCGGCUUCGGGUCGAUAAUAGCAAAACCACCUCUGCUGCCACCCUUACGUUGCGCCAGAGUAUCUGGCCCUUGACUCUCGUCACCAUACUCUUCUUUCUCUGGGGAUUCGCCUAUGGCCUACUAGACACACUUAACAAGCAUUUCCAGAAUACCAUGCACAUCACUCGUACACGUUCUUCCGGACUCCAGGCAGCUUACUUUGGUGCUUAUCCACUGGCGUCCCUUGGUUAUGCGAACUACAUGCUCCGCCAUUUCGGCUACAAGACUGUUUUCAUCUUCGGGCUGACUCUAUAUGGGAUCGGCGCUCUGUGCAUGUGGCCCGCAGGCUUGCAUCGUUCAUUCGGAGGCUUCUGUGCAGCCACUUUCGUUAUUGGCUCCGGCUUGGGGUCUCUGGAGACGGCUGCCAAUCCAUACAUAACUGUCUGUGGUCCACCCAGAUACGCUGAAAUGCGUAUCAACCUUGCCCAGGCCUUCAACGGUAUCGGAACCUGCGUGGCGCCAGUGCUAGCUUCAUAUGUCUUCUUCACCUCCGUGGGUGACGAUGUCAAUGCCCUCAAGCGCGUUCAGUGGGUCUAUCUCGCCAUUGGCAUCUUUGUCUUCAUCCUUGCGGGCAUUUUCUUCAUCUCUUCGAUUCCCGAAGUGACCGAUGAGGACAUGGCCUUUCAGGUUGCCGAGACACACGCGGACGAACAGGAAAAGCCACUCCGGAAGCAAUAUAAGCUCUUCCAUGCCACACUGGCACAAUUUACUUAUACAGGCGCACAAGUUGCUAUCGCAAGCUAUUUCAUCAAUUACGUUACCGAGACCUGGCCCGGAACAUCUAGCGCCACAGCUUCCAAGUAUCUUGCCGGUGCCCAGGGUGUCUUUGCGGUUGGUCGCUUCGCUGGUGCCAUUAUCAUGAGAUUUGCAAAAGCCCGUUGGGUGUUCUUAGUCUAUCUCUCCUGCACUGUUGCUUUCAUCGCUGCUUCGAUAACGCAACAUGGCUGGACAGGAGUCGCAAUGCUCUUCUGCACCCUCUUCUUCGAAUCCGUCUGCUUCCCAACGAUCGUCGCGCUUGGUAUAUGCGGCUUGGGUAGGAACUACAAGCGGGCCUCCGGGCUCAUUGUUGGCGCUGUCUGCGGCGGAGCAGUCGUACCCCCAAUUCUCGGUCGAGUGGCGGACGCACGGAACACGGGCUUUGCUAUGAUCGUGCCGACCUUGUUUUUCGUUGUUGCAUUGUCGUAUGCCUGGGCAGUGAACCUCGUGCCUGCGUACCGCGAAACGGUGGACAAGGUGUACUCCAGUGGUGUUGGGCUUGGAGAGGAGAAUGUUAUGACUAAAGAUGUGGAGGAUGGGACCACAGCCAAGAUUGGAUAG
This is a messenger RNA of Aspergillus brunneoviolaceus CBS 621.78, 1389 nucleotides long. RefSeq names its product putative l-fucose permease. The transcript is spliced from 6 exons. Lineage: Eukaryota; Fungi; Ascomycota; Eurotiomycetes; Eurotiales; Aspergillaceae. Gene Ontology annotation, biological process: transmembrane transport. Gene Ontology annotation, molecular function: transmembrane transporter activity. The record is from RefSeq and is a predicted model, not a curated record. Bases 1 to 1389 code for a protein of 462 amino acids.